Messenger RNA from Bombina bombina (fire-bellied toad), 2008 nucleotides. Its product is annotated as NXPE family member 4-like. The record is from RefSeq and is a predicted model, not a curated record. Bases 1 to 1953 code for a protein of 650 amino acids. The transcript is spliced from 6 exons. Lineage: Eukaryota; Metazoa; Chordata; Amphibia; Anura; Bombinatoridae.
AUGGAGGAUCUUUAUAUUGAACUGAGAGCUAUGCUGCAGAGCUUGGAUCUCCAGAUGACAUCUCAGUUCCACAGCCUAUGGUCUGUGAUCAGAAGCGAUCAGAGAAGUAAGGAGAUGUCCGCUGCUGAAUUGGCUGAGACUAAGGAUAUUACACGGGUGCUUCCAAGAUCAAGUGCCGUGCAACAAGAGGAGAUGGAAAGUGAACUGAGCGGUAUAGCUGUAGAUGAACAGCUGCUAGUGGGGGCAGAUGAGGUUGGCUGUCCGACGUUGCAACAGGAUCUACAUGGGGACUUGGUGUCAACUGGGACCCCUCUAACACUACAGAUACUAAGUCCAGUGUGCAUGACAGUGACUCAGUAUUCAGAAGCCUGCUCGCUCCUAAUGGGUAAUCAUGGGAAUCGCUACAGCGAUCAUUUAAAGAAUAUUUUCAGCAACUGUCCUGGGGAAAUUGAGGGAGAAAAGAACAUUGCAAAUUUUUCAACUCCAAUCAGUGACCUUCAAAAAAAGAUAAAUGAAGUCUUCGACAAAAUUCAACUAAUUGUUCCCAAUGCAACAUUUACCUACUUAAAUAGAACUACAAAUGGGGAAAAGAGCAAGAUUUUUAUUGCAAGCCCGAGACAAAAAUAUUGCAUAGGAGAAGAGUUUGUGAUUCAAAUUGACAUGUAUGAUCACCUAGGAAGAAGGAAAGGAUAUGGAGGGGACUUCAUUAGGGCACGUAUUUUUUCUGAUGAACGCAAAGCCAGUGUAUGUGGAAGAGUGGAAGACUUUAAUAAUGGGAGCUACCAUGUGCAUUUCCCUUUGUACUGGGAGGGCCAGGUCAAGGUGUCUGCCAAGUUGUUUCAUCCCAGUGAAGGUAUUUCAGCUCUCUGGAGAGCUAGACAUGCCAGUCUUGGAGUUCUUGGCUUUGAAGGCAAAUUUGUUAGUCGUAACCAAGAAGCCACCACUAAAUGUGGUUUUAAACUCAACACAGACAAGGAGGUUUGUGAAUAUGUAGAUCCAGAUGAUGAGAAUGCAUUCUACUGUAUCAAGCCUGAGAAGUUACCAUGUGACUCUCUACAUGACAUGAAAUCAUUUGACAUUCAUCUCUCAUACUUGAGCAAGGAGGAACAACAGAUGUUUCAGAGGUCCAAUAUUGGAGUUGAAAUACCAACACAUUUCAAGUUCAUAGAUGUCGUGAGUUGUAACAAAAUGGAAACCAAUUCAAAACCAAAAUGUCAGACAGGAAUGAGCUCUCCAUUUCCCAGUGGAUAUUUUUUGAAUGAUCUCUGGAUCCCUGUUUACUGUAAUAUGACUCCUUAUCGAAAUGGGGAGGAUUAUAUUAGAUGUCUUCAUGGGAAGAAGCUGUUCCUUAUAGGGGACUCCACAAUACGUCAGUUCAUCAUGCACUUUACUGAAGGCAAUAACAUAGUAAAGUAUUUUGGAUACCGUGGAAAAGGAUUUAGCCAAUGGCAAAAUACCCUACUGGCGUUAAACAUGGAGAAAGAUAUUUAUGUGUCCUUCAAAAGACAUGGAUUCCCACUGGAAAGCUCCAUAUUCUACUACUUCCAAGAGGAUAUGUACACAAGCCGUCAAAUUGACAUGCAAGGUGGGGGGAAAGAUACCAUAAUCAUGAUUACCAUGGGACAGCACUUCAGACAGUUUCCUCUUCACCUGUUCAUCAAACGAGCCAUUAAUAUACGCAGAGCUAUAGAACGCCUGUUCCUCAGGAGCCCAGACACCAAAGUAAUCAUCAAAACAGAAAACAUCAGAGAAAUAACCAAUAUGGUGGAAAGACUUGGAGACUUCCAUGGAUACUGCCAAUAUCUUGUGCUUAGGGAAGUUUUCAAAGGACUAGAUGUUGGUUUUGUGGAUGCCUGGGAUAUGAGUGUUUCAUCAGGUAUUGAAAAUGUUCAUCCUCCUGGAAACUUACUUGAAAAUAUUAUGAGUCUGAGUUUCACAUUUGCGUGUUUGUAAGGAAAAAUAAAGAUAAUUCCUGCCUUACAUAUAUAGGCCUAGAUUACAAAUGUAA